This is a messenger RNA of Menidia menidia (Atlantic silverside), 456 nucleotides long. The record is from the annotation of a GenBank genome assembly. Lineage: Eukaryota; Metazoa; Chordata; Actinopteri; Atheriniformes; Atherinopsidae.
AUGACUUCGGUCCAGACGGGACUGUGGGAGCCCCGACCCCCGUCUAAACAUGCCUCGCUGCCCUCUGCUGCCUCCCAUGUGACCACAGCCCUCCCCGCCAAGAGGAUCACCUUCUACAAGAGCGGAGACCAGCAGUUCGGGGGCGUCAGGAUGGCCACGGGACUGUGGGAGCCCCGACCCCCGUCUAAACAUGCCUCGCUGCCCUCUGCUGCCUCCCAUGUGACCACAGCCCUCCCCGCCAAGAGGAUCACCUUCUACAAGAGCGGAGACCAGCAGUUCGGGGGCGUCAGGAUGGCCGUCCACAAGCGCAGCUUCAAAUGCUUCGACGCCCUGCUGGACGACCUUUCCCAAAAGGACAGCGCUGCCCAGAGGGACUGGGGCUGGAAACCUAAGUACGACCUCCCCCUACUGGUCCAGACCAUGCUGGCUCACGCCCGUCAGACAGAAGCCAACUGA